UAGCUAGUCGUUGGCGUUGCUCGAAGCAUGAGCUUUUCGCUUCUCCCGCCGCCCCUCUCUCUCUCUAGAAAUCUGGUGCACACGUGAACUCCUAUCUCGAGAAAUACCUCCGCUUCUUCUUCACACCGUACCUCUCUCUGCUUAAUCUUCUCUCCCCCAAACCUACAUCUCACUUUCUCUCUCUAGAUACCAGAGUUUAGUUCCCUUUCUCCCCUCUUUCUCUCUCUAGACACCAGAGUUUAGUUCCCUUUCUCCCCUCUUUCUCUCUCUCUGUCUCAAUCUUGCAUUUCAUCAUUCUUACAAGGACUGCCUGAUCUCUUUCACUUCACAGGUAGAGCCAGUUUUCCUUCAUUUUCAAACCCUUUUCCCGUUUCCAGAGCCACCAUUCCCUCUGUCUCUCUUCAUGUUUUGUUUCCUCAGAAAGCUACACAAAAUGGAAUCGACAUGGCCCCAUUCUCUGCAAUUCCUCCUCUUUUUCUCACUUCUCUUUUCCAUGGCCUUCUCCAAAUCAGUCAUAGAGCCCUGCAACUCAUCAACCUCCUGCAACUCCCUUCUCUCUUAUCUCCUCCCCUCUGAUAUGAAACUCGCAGAAAUCUCCACCAAAUUCAACAUCAACCCAAUUGAGCUAGUGGGUUCAAAUAAUUUAGAUCAACAGACCUCCCAAACUCUUAUUCUCUCUGCAAAAACCACCAUUAAGAUCCCUAUUCAAUGUCCCUGUAUAAAUGGUAUUCGCCAGUCUGUAUCGACACUUUACACUGUUCAACCAAUCGAUACAAUCGAGAGCAUUUGUACUGGUUUUGGAAACCUGGUUAGUCCUGACCAGAUAAAAGCAGCCAAUGACUUGGACAAUUCGUCUAGUUCUCUAGAGAGUGGACAGUCUCUGAAAAUCCCAUUACCCUGCACCUGCUUCAAUAACACUGAUAAUGGGGUCACUGCUUUGUAUUUAUCUUAUGUUGUUAGAGAAGGGGACAGUUUGGAUAGCAUUGCUGGAGCUUACGGGACUACAGUUACAGAUCUUGUGGGUGUGAACAAAUUGGGGAGCCCUUCUAUUGAUCCUGGUGAUAUACUUGCUAUUCCAAUCUCAGCUUGUUCGUCAGCCAACAUGAACCUAUAUAAUGAUAGUCUUCUUGUGCCAAAUGGGGGCUAUGCAUUGACAGCUGGUAAUUGCAUCUUUUGUAGUUGCGGACCAAGAAAUUUAAGUCUUCACUGUGUACCAUCUGCUCUAUCUGCCUCGUGCCCGAAUCUUCAAUGCAAGGGGAACAAUCUUUUUAUCGGAGAUGUAGAAGAGGAGCUAAUGGGAACUGGCUGUAAUGUGACGACAUGUUUAUAUCGUGGUUAUGUCAACCACAAGGUUCUUAGCAGUUUGUCAAACACUUAUCGAGCCCAAUGUACCAGUAACCAUAGUAAUCCUUUGUCGCCAUCCUUACCUCCAAGUUCAAUUGGCAUUCCAUCAGUGCAUGUGCUUCCUUCGCUUGCACCAGCUGCUGCUGCUCCAUUUGCAGGGCAUGGUUUUGGUUCGGGGCCAACAGCUGUUCAAAUUGCUAGCUCUGCUACUGUGUCUACUAGGACAUCUAACUCUGCUCCUUUUAUUCUCGUUUUUCUUUUGGCAUUAAUGCUUGUGUUUAUUCCUUUUGACCCAAAUGUAUAUUCAUGAAGGUUUUCAUUUUUGUUCCGUGCAAGUCAUUCUUUUUGGUA
This is a messenger RNA of Amborella trichopoda, 1695 nucleotides long. RefSeq names its product lysM domain-containing GPI-anchored protein 1. NCBI's taxonomy places the organism in Eukaryota, Viridiplantae, Streptophyta, Magnoliopsida, Amborellales, Amborellaceae. The record is from RefSeq and is a predicted model, not a curated record.